Oenanthe melanoleuca is the source of this 2810-nucleotide messenger RNA. It is a transcript of the gene PPM1D, whose product is annotated as protein phosphatase, Mg2+/Mn2+ dependent 1D. Gene Ontology annotation, biological process: protein dephosphorylation. The transcript is spliced from 6 exons. The record is from RefSeq and is a predicted model, not a curated record. Bases 168 to 1937 code for a protein of 589 amino acids. Gene Ontology annotation, molecular function: protein serine/threonine phosphatase activity; cation binding; mitogen-activated protein kinase binding. NCBI's taxonomy places the organism in Eukaryota, Metazoa, Chordata, Aves, Passeriformes, Muscicapidae. Gene Ontology annotation, cellular component: cytosol; nucleus.
CGUUCCCGUUCCGGCGGGCGCAGCGAGCGGGAGCGGCAGGGGGAGCGGGAGCGGCCCGGGCCGCCGCGGACAUGCCCGAGCGCCGCCGCCGCUGCUGCCGCCUCCAGCAAUAGUCCCCGGCGGGCGGGCGGGCAGCGCCGCGCGGAGCCGCCUCCCCCCUUCUCCCCAUGGAGGGGCCGUACGCGCUCGGGGUGAGCGUGUUCUCCGACCAGGGCGGCAGGAAAUACAUGGAGGACGUGACCCACAUCGUGGUGGAGCCCGAGCCGCCGCCGGCCGGCGCGCACAAAGGCGGAGCGGCGCCCGCAGGCCCCGGCGCGGCCGAGCCCCCGGCCGAGAGCGGGCGGCGGCGCGGAGGGACCCCGCGGGCUGCCGAGGACGGGGCGCAUUCCCCGGGCACCGGCCCCGGGCGGCGGCCGCGCCGCUCCGUCGCUUUCUUCGCCGUGUGCGACGGGCACGGCGGGCGGGAGGCGGCCCAGUUCGCCCGGGAGAACCUGUGGGGCUUCAUCAAGAAGCAGAAGGGUUUCUGCUCGGCGGAGCCGGCCGAGGUGUGCGCGGCCCUGCGCAAGGGUUUCAUCGCCUGCCACCGCGCCAUGUGGAAAAAGCUGCCAGAGUGGCCCAAGACCAUGACAGGCCUGCCCAGCACCUCGGGGACCACGGCCAGCGUGGUGAUCAUCCGCGGCUCCCGCAUGUACGUGGCACACGUGGGCGACUCGGGCGUGGUGCUGGGGGUGCAGGACGACCCCAAGGAUGACUUUGUGAGAGCUGUGGAGGUGACACAGGACCACAAGCCUGAGCUUCCCAAAGAAAGGGAGAGAAUUGAAGGCCUUGGGGGCAGUGUGAUCAAUAAGUCUGGAGUGAACCGUGUGGUGUGGAAGAGGCCCCGGCUGAGCCACAACGGCCCCGUGCGCCGCAGCACCGUCAUCGACCAGAUCCCCUUCCUGGCCGUGGCCAGAGCCCUUGGUGAUCUCUGGAGCUAUGACUUCUACAGUGGGGAGUUUGUGGUGUCCCCUGAGCCCGACACCAGCGUGCACACCAUCGAUCCCCAGAAGCACAAGUACAUCAUCCUUGGCAGUGAUGGGCUCUGGAACAUGAUCCCACCUCAGGAUGCCAUCUCCAUGUGCCAGGAUCACGAGGAGAAGAAGUAUUUCAUGGGCGAGGCCCGGCAGUCCUGUGCCCGGAUGCUGGUGGGCCGGGCCCUGGGCCGCUGGAGGCAGCGGAUGCUGCGGGCGGACAACACGAGCGCCAUCGUCAUCUGCAUCGCGCCGCUGCGCGAGCGCGGCCGCUGGGACGGGGACGAGGAGCUGGUGCUCAACCUGGCCGAGGGGCCGAGCUACAGCAGCCCCGACAGCAGCAGCCUCAGCCCCUCCCGCUGCUGCACGCCCCCCCUCAAGCUCGCAGAAGAUGAUCCCUGGCCACGACUGAACUCUGCUGAGCCCAUUCCUCCCCUCCUGCACAGCAACAUGCUCUCAGAAAAAUACCUGGAGCUGCCAAACGAGAUUGCCAAAAGCAAUUUACCUUCCUCAGGAGGAACCCCGAAGGAUUCAGCCCCGCAGGAGGAGAAGUGCAGCAAAGCCCUGGCUUUGAGGCUGCAGGAAUCCUACAGCAAUGGUUUGUCAGUCAGCCUCUCCCCUUCCAACUCUGCCAACUCAGGCACGGACCAAAAAGGCCUCAAGGUGUCCCCUAACGGCCCAAGCAAGGCGCAGGAGGCGGAGAGGACGCCCCCGGCCAGCUUUAAGCGGACAUUGGAGGAAUCCAACUCGGGCCCGGCGGUGAAGAAGCCGCGGCGGGGGCUGGGCCGGGCUCCGGGCGAGGGCGCGGCCGCCACCCCGCAGCGCAGGAGCCCGUCCAAGCUGGCGAUGCGGCGCAGCCUCCGCGGGCAGAAGAAGCUCAGCAGCUCGCUCUUCCACCCGCCCCGGAAAGCCGUGUGCGUCUGCUGAGCCUCCUCCUCCUCCUUCCCGGUGGCUGCACAGGUUUGAAGCUCUUCCCGUUGAUCUCUUUUUAAAGUAGGAACUUUUUUUGGUAUCCGACAGCUUUAUCCCGGCCUUGUACUUGCUUGUAUUAUAACUGUGAAUUUUGUAGAUGUGUAGGGUAUAAGUCACUGUAAAAUGUGUGUAAAUUUGUAUUCCUUCAUAUAAAUGUAGUCUCUUUUCUUCCUUGUAUAAUUGUUACGGCGGGGCUAAGCCUUGUUUUAAAAAAAACCACAAAACAAAAACAAAAAGUAAAAUAAUCCUUUUUGUUAAUUUACUAAAGUCAUCAAUUUGUAUACGCUUCUUGUGAGGAGAAUUUCACAACUUUUUAACUAAAGUAAAUUAUUAAACAAAAUGGAAGAUAUGUAUUUUCGUAGUCUGAUAUGUUCCACCUAAAGUGUGUCUUUUAGAGAAUACACUAGGUCUAUAUUUUGGUUUUAAAUUUUAGAUUUCUCUACUCAGAAAUGAUAUGUAUGUGGAAGCAGAGAUUUGAGUCUUGCUUUACACACCUCAAUGUCGAUUUCAUGUUAAUUAAAAUACUAUGCAGUAUCUUAUUUAGUUGUAUUUUUUGUAACAAUAAUCGUCAAAAGUAUUUAGCAAAAAAAAGUGUGUUUUAAAAACUCCAACUCCCCAGAGCAUCCAACAAAGCCAUUCCCAUCCCCUGUUCCAAAUGAUGGCGUUUGAUCCAGGCAUCACUGCCCUCCUGAGAUGUUUUCUGCUAUUCCAAUACCAAUGGUGCUGCUAAUACCUUUCAACACAAGUUCUUAAAUUAUUUUAUGACUAUUUUCAUUGACUAUGUGGACCAUGUGUAUGUUCACCUCAAUAAAACACAUGAAAAUUUGA